Molecule: messenger RNA, 1955 nt
Organism: Serpula lacrymans var. lacrymans S7.9
Lineage: Eukaryota; Fungi; Basidiomycota; Agaricomycetes; Boletales; Serpulaceae
Exons: 12
Coding region: 289-1761 (490 amino acids)
Biological process (GO): amino acid metabolic process
Molecular function (GO): carboxy-lyase activity; pyridoxal phosphate binding
Source: RefSeq, a predicted model, not a curated record
GAGGCUUUCACCGCUAUCUCUGCUACUCUUCAAUGCCUAUCUAGUUUUGUAGAGCAAAAUACUGGAAUGACAUUACUGGAUAGUCAGUAUCCAGGCCCAAAUGGUAUGCCCUGAGAACACCGGCCGAGCUAUCAAAGCAAGAAUCAGAUCCAUGUGACCUCGGAAUGCACCACACACUUGGCUUAGCUCUCGGUAUUACUAGAUUCUCAGGUCUUUAAAGGUCGGGCACCGCGAUUGUUGUCGCUUUUCAACCUCUUAUCGCAAGAAUACAACUGAGAAAUCGAAGUAAUGGAUAUUGAACAGUUUCGCAAAGCUGGUUAUCAGGCAAUCGAUAGAAUCUGUGAUUACUACUACUCUCUCCAAGGUCGAGCCGUCACCUCGCAGGUGGAACCAGGCUAUCUGAGGAAAGCGCUACCAGCUCUAGCACCCACAUCUGGCGAAGACUUUCAGGAAAUAGCAGAUGACUACCAGAAGCUUAUCAUUCCAGGUCUCACCCACUGGCAGCAUCCUUCCUUCUUCGCAUAUUUCCCAACAGCAUGUACCUUCGAAGGCAUGCUUGGUGAUUUAUAUGCUAGCAGUGCUUGUAAUCCUGGUUUUAAUUGGUCCUGUAGCCCAGCAUGCACAGAGUUAGAAGCUGUAGUAAUGGACUGGGCAGCUCAGCUUAUCGGAUUACAUUCCACAUUUUUAAACACCUCAGAAGUGGGAGGAGGUGUGAUGCAGACUUCUGCUUCUGAUUCGGCAUUGACUGCAGUUGUCGCUGCACGUUCUCGUUAUAUACGCGAAAAUCCUAACGCUCGCAUGGAAGACCUUGUGUUGUAUACUACUACUCAAACGCAUUCUCUUGGUUUGAAGGCAGGUCUGGUGCUCGGACUUGCAUGUCGAGCUUUAGAGGUUACCGCUGAGAACAGCUUUGGACUGCGUGGUGAUACUCUGCGUGCAGCUUUAGAGGAAGACAUUGCAGCGGGUAAGAAGCCAUUCAUCCUUAUUGCCACAGUGGGCACAACGUCAUCUGGUGCGUUUGACUACAUAGAAGAAUUGGGGAGAGUAGCAUCGGACUAUGCUUCUCUUUGGUUACAUGUUGAUGGCGCAUGGGCGGGAGUGUCUAUGGCCUGUCCUGAGUUCCGAGAAAUCUGCCACUUGGAGGCCAUCAAUCGUUAUGCCGACUCUUUCUGCACUAAUUUCCACAAGUGGGGCCUCACUAAUUUUGAUGCUUCGACAUUAUGGGUUCGUGAUCGUAAGGACCUAACCGACGCUCUAGACGUUACGCCCGAGUUUUUACGAACGAAGCACGGUGAUGCGGGGACUGUCAUUGAUUAUCGUAAUUGGCAUCUCGGUUUGGGCAGACGUUUCCGGUCUCUCAAGUUGUGGUUUGUUCUUCGCAGCUAUGGUGUAGAAGGCUUCCAGAAAUAUAUCCGCCAGUCUGUCCAGCUGAACGAAACGUUUGUGUCAAUGAUUCGCUCUUCCCCACAGUUCACUCUGGUCGCGCCACCUUCUCUCGCAUUGACCGUCUUUCGAUUAGAGCCACAGACAACGAAACAGCCUCUCUCCGCCGAGCUCUUAAAUAACUUGAACAGGUUAUUCUAUGGACGUAUCUCAGCACGCAACGAUAUUCUCCUCACACAAACUGUUCUCAAUGGAACAUUCUGUAUCCGCUUUGCCAUCGGAGCUGCACGUACGACGGAGGAGCAUAUCAAACAAGCAUUUGAUAUAUUAUCUGCGGAGGCAGAACUGACGUUGAAACAUUGGGAGGAACCUGCGUGAUGGAUGUGUUUGUUGGGUCCGCUGGAAACUAGAUAUAGCUCAUUUACUAUCCAGAGUCGUCGUAGAAAUCAAAUGAGCGUUAUAUGUUGAAAACAGGCGUAAUCAUUCAGUCGCGAUAUCACCAUAUAGAAGUAAGGUAAUCAUGACUUUGUACGUUGCACGAUAAUCUACUGGUAACAUGUGGGUUUCCGACU